This is a messenger RNA of Stylophora pistillata, 1898 nucleotides long. Its product is annotated as bifunctional apoptosis regulator. Gene Ontology annotation, molecular function: ubiquitin protein ligase activity; protein binding; metal ion binding. Lineage: Eukaryota; Metazoa; Cnidaria; Anthozoa; Scleractinia; Pocilloporidae. The record is from RefSeq and is a predicted model, not a curated record. Gene Ontology annotation, cellular component: nucleus. Gene Ontology annotation, biological process: proteasome-mediated ubiquitin-dependent protein catabolic process.
AAACCAGUACUGCUCUAAACUAAAUUCGACAAGAUUCGAAUAUCGAGGUACUAAUGAUAUAGGGUACAGGAAGUUCUAAGCACAGUUAGAGGUUAUGGCAAGGAGUGACCAAGACAGUCUGCUGUUAAAACGAGAUUUUCAAUGUAGUUGCUGUUUUGAGCUUAUGGUUGAACCUACUACACUCAAUUGUGGACACAGCUUUUGUCGGUUUUGCCUCGCAAAGUGGUGGAAUGCAUCAAGACACAACACAUGUCCAGAGUGUCGAGAACCAUGGUCAGGAUGCCCUAAAGUUAAUAUUGUAUUAAGAAGAACUAUCCAAGUACUCUUUUCAAAGGAAGAGGCAGAACGAAAACGUUUCCAGAAGUCUUCCCCAGACUUUGGAUCAGUAUUGUCCAAGUUUGAUGCUCUGGAAAGUAAAUCCUCACAAAGAUUUGCCAGCAGUCAUGAAGUACAAUUUGCUCAAGGUCAACAUGUGGGGAUUACCUGCAUAAAGCUUAUAUUUAUUGUUCUGUCUGUCCUUGGGAUUGUCAUGUUUAUAUAUCAUGUACUGAGCUUGUUCAUGGGCCAAAGAGAUCCUCUUGUUAGAAAACCAGUGGUUAAAUGGAGUACACAGGAUGUGGCUAAAUGGUUGGAAAGCUUAGGUGAUUGGGCAAAAGGAUAUAGUGACAGAUUCCAAGAUGCAGGAAUUGAUGGAAACCUUCUAUUGUCCUUGUCUGAAUAUGACUUGGAGACUCCACCUCUUAAUGUUGUAGUUUCCUAUCAUAGGCGGGUACUCUUAAAGGAACUUGAAGCACUAAAAGCCCUGGGAGUAAAGCGGCCAUCAGAUCUGUGGGAGUACAAGACUGCUUAUCCUGUGCGGGCAAUACUUCUUUUGUGGGGUUUACGAGAGUUUCCAAGGUUGACAGUCUUUUACGCAUUCUUUGCUUGUAACCAAGAUGUUUUUCAACCUCUGCUAUUUUAUACAAGUGAAACUACUAUUGAAGGAAGUAUAUUUGAGGUGACAGCCAUUCCUUCUAAAGAGUAUUUCCAAUUUUUUUUGCGUCUUGUUUUGGUUCCCUAUUACCUUAUUGGAAAAUUCACUUUGAGGUGGAUCUAUCUUAAUUACUUUGUUGGAGCUGUUGUCCUCAUCUACUGUAUUCUUAUGAGCCUUGUUGAGUUUUCAAAGCUGAGAUGGCUGUUCAUGAUGGGGGGAUGGAGGCGACUACCAGGAUUGUUAAUUGGAAUCUUAACUACAGCUUCUGUUAAUGGAUUGUUUCAUCUCGCUCUGUGGAGUUUUCUUCCAUCAUUCAUUUGUGACUUAGCAUUUUACUGGAUGCUAUUCUUGGCACCAUACGCUGCCUGGCAUAGCUUUAAAGUGGGCUUGGCUGAUGGUGAAGUUCACUUUCAUCCUGCAAGAGACUUCUUUUUAUGGAUUUGGAGAAUGCUUCGUCAGUUGAGGACAGGACAACACUUCUGAUCCAUAUUUAGAAAGAACUAACAUAUCUGUUGGAAAGUUUUAUAGAUCUUUAGUUCACUUUCUAUUUUAGCUACUAGUUCCUGUCAGUUAGCUUUGAUGUGUUCUUCAUAUCUCUGGAAAAUGUCUGCAUACGCGACCUCCAUUUAAUGGAGCGACUACACAUGGAUCAUAAGGAAAACUCAGCAUCUAUAACUGGCGUGGAAAACAACUACCAUCUUUUCAUCAAAGCUAAUUGCUGUCAUAUUGCCACCUAAGGACAAUUUCUAAAUCCACUGGAAAUGUUCUUCAUUUUCUCAAACUGUUCGUCAAAAGGUGGCUCAUUACUACUAAACUUUGCUUCUGUCCAGUGAAAGUGCAUUCCAAAACAUAUCAAACUCUGCCAAAUCACUUUAUCCAAAUGUUGAUUUUUGUGGGCAACAUUAAAUUAGUAGCUGACUUUGGA